AUGUAUGCAGGAUCAGUGGUCGGAGUUUGCAGUAUUACAGUGACACUAGUCAUUCUUUGUUGCCUGAGAAAGAAGUCUGAAUCAGAUGAAUCAGUAGUCUUCUGGAAUAAGAAAACAAAGAAUGUGGUAAAUAUAGAGGCUUUUCUAAAGAAAUGUGUAUCCAUUGCUCCCAAAAGAUAUAAUUUUUCAGACAUAAAGAAAAUGACCAACUCCUUUAAAGACAAAUUAGGUCAAGGAGGGUAUGGUUAUGUAUACAAAGGAAAGCUGCCCGAUGACCGUCUAGUGGCAGUGAAGGUUUUGGGCGAGUCCACAGGUAAUGGAGAAGAAUUUCUUAAUGAGGUUGCCAGCAUCAGUAGAACUGCUCAUGUAAACAUUGUCACCCUUCUAGGUUUCUGUUUUGAAGGAUCUAAAAGAGCACUUAUCUACGAAUUCAUGCCAAAUGGAUCUCUUGAAAAAUACAUAUAUGAUGAGAACCAAUUAAUUGGAAGUCCCCGUUUAGGAUGGGAAAAAAAUUACCACAUUGCAAUUGCCAUUGCACAUGGCCUAGAGUACUUGCACCGGGGCUGUAAUACACAAAUCCUCCAUCUUGAUAUAAAACCACAAAAUAUCCUAUUGGACCAAGAUUUCUGUCCAAAGAUUUCAGAUUUUGGUCUUGCUAAGUUAUGCAACAGAAAAGAGAGCACUAUGUCACUGUUGGGUGCAAGAGGAACAGUUGGAUACAUUGCACCAGAAGUAUUUUCAAGAAACUUCGGAAUAGUUUCACACAAAUCUGAUGUUUAUAGUUAUGGAAUGAUGAUUUUAGAAAUGGUUGCAGGAAGAAAGAACAUUGAUGCAGGACUCCAACAUAGCAGUGAAAUAUAUUUUCCACACUGGAUCCACAAGCAUAUAGAAUUAGAAGGGGAUCUAAAACUGCUCUUGAACAUGAAUAAAGCCAGCGAAGAGCUUGCAAGAAAGAUGAUUGUAGUGGGUUUGUGGUGCAUACAAUCUAAUCCAGCUAACCGGCCUUCCAUGGAUAAGGUAGUCGAUAUGUUAGAAGGAAGUCAUGAAGUUAUUCAAGUUCCACCCAAGCCUUUUCCUUCUUCCCCUUAGGGAAGUCCAGCAGGAGGUUCCACAACAUCCUCUCCAAAUCCUUUCAAAGACAGUUUCGAGGCUCUACACUGAAAUUUAUCAUAUGUGGAAUGUAAUCCUUGACUAGACAUUGAAUGGACAUGAUAGACAAACUUUGAAUGACUUAUUUGAUUGUCUGAUCUAGGCCCAAUUGUUUCUUUUCUGGUAUCCUUCACACCAGCGCAGACUACUCUGAUGGUUUACCUCUAUGGAGUGCUUGACCAGAAGGAAACUUGCCUAUAACUGGUGCCCUUGAGGGACUGUGGGGCUCACAUUUUGAACAAUUUUGCUUACACCUUGAAAGUACUUCAGAUAGAAACCAGCCACUUAAAUUUUAUAGGAAAAACAAGAAAGGUUAGAUUUAUGAACCUCCUGCUUUAAUUUGAUGGUAUGAUUGUGAUGUGGGUCCUAGGUGAGAAUAAAAUUGAAGUUUGCUAGCUGAAACUUACUAUUCCUGGCAUUGUAGCAAUAUUGUUCACUGCAGUGCUGAAAUAUAAAUUUUGAAUUAUUUAUUGGUCCAAUUAGUAAGGGUUUUGGGGUCUUUUAUUUAUAUUUUAUAUGGAGCCUCUUAUCUAUAUUUUAUUAGUAAUAAUACGUGCCCCAUAUUAGCUUGUCUUGAGCAUCAAAACUGAAGUGUUAUUUGGGUUAUUUGAGAGGCCAAUAUAAGCUUUAUAAUGACUCUUCUUAUUAUUGACCUACAACUAGAAUACUUAUUUCUCUAAAACCCUAGAAGGUGUGAUGCUUUCUUUCACUACCAGUGAUUCCUAGGAACUUAAUAUGGGACACCAAAUCUGCCAGUCCUUAAUUCCUAAACCAAUUUCACCAAUUCCCAAAUCUUUUAAAAGUUCCAACCCUAAUUUCCUAAACCCUAGAGCCUCCCAGAGGUUCUACAUCACCCUCACAUCCAUUCUCAGUUUCACUAAUCCAGGCCUACUACCCAGUGCCUUCCAGAGGAGGGGGGGGGCGGCGAUGGGGGGGCGCACUCUUAGACCAAGUAUAUCAAAAGUGCUCCAUGUAUAGUGAAGCGGAACUAAAACUCCAAAAUUUACAUGUUAGGUAAGCAUUAUCUGACUUUUAUGGCAUAGGGUUAUCAAGUAACAAGCUAAGACAUGUCUACAGAGAAAUAAUUGAGUUCAAGCUAAAG
This is a messenger RNA of Corylus avellana, 2251 nucleotides long. The record is from RefSeq and is a predicted model, not a curated record. Lineage: Eukaryota; Viridiplantae; Streptophyta; Magnoliopsida; Fagales; Betulaceae.